Aureobasidium musti is the source of this 1383-nucleotide messenger RNA. Lineage: Eukaryota; Fungi; Ascomycota; Dothideomycetes; Dothideales; Saccotheciaceae. The record is from the annotation of a GenBank genome assembly.
AUGAAGCGCAAGGAGCCGUUGUCCACGGCCCAGGCCAACUCUGCAAAACGCUCUCGAACACGGGUUGAGGUGCCCGACUAUCAUCUGACCCCGCCUGUGCGCGAUGAUACGGGAAUCGUAUGGCCCGCUCCAGAGGCUCAGAUGAAGCAAGCUAGGGAGAUUAUCCUUAAUUGUGCCCGUUCGCAGAAGCCGACAUUGAUAGUGCCAGACAAAGAUGCAGACGGACUCUCAUCUGGUGUGAUUCUACAUCGUACACUAAUUCUUCUUGGGCUCAAGCCUGAGCUCAUCCAUGUCCAUUUGCUGAGCAAAGGCCAGACCGUCCACCAUGAACACGAACGGGAGGCUAUGGCUGCCAAAUCCCCCGAGUUCAUCUUCGUACUUGAUCAGGGAUCCCGCAAGUCUGGGCCUUUGAUAGACUCCCCUCAUACCGGUUUGGUUAUUGACCACCACAAUGCCACGUCUGAUGACUUCCCGGAAGGAUCUUAUUUCUGUACGGCAAACAAAUGUCCGCCGGUGGUAACGUCAGCUCUCCUGACAUAUCUGCUUUGCGAGCCGCUACACGAUGGCGUCAGGGAUCAGACCGACUGGCUAUGCGUGGUUGGAACCCAUGGUGACUUGGGCAACACCAUCAAGUGGGAGCCCCCAUUUCCUGACCUCUCCUCCACUCUCAAANAGUACACUAAGAAGGCUCUUAAUGAUGUGGUCUCGUACGUGAAUGCACCACGACGAACAGCAACAUACGAUGUCAACUCUGCUUUCGAUGCACUCCUCACGGCCGAACACCCCAAAGACGUCCUGAAACAUUCCAGGUUACUCGCAGCUCGUCAAGAAGUCAAUGCCGAAGUCGAGCGAUGUACACAUACAGCGCCAAAGUUCAGUCAAGAUGGCAAAGUCGCCGUAUUCAGGAUCAAGUCGGAGGCACAGGUGCACCCAGUGAUUGCAACGAGAUGGGCCGGCCAUCUGCAGAGCAAGGCUCUCGAAAUCGUCAUGGUCGCCAAUGAAGGCUACUUACCGAACAAGGUCAACUUCAGCUGUCGAGUACCUAGGUGUGCCAAAAGCCGGGACCCGCCAGUCGACAUCAUACAAAGCCUAAAGGACUAUGCCAGCUUGAAACUGGUGAAGGACGAAGGCGAUGAUGAUAGCAGCUUACCCAGCCAGCCAGAAACUCCCCUACUAGAACGCUUAGGAGACGACUUUGCUCGAGGACAUGUGCAGGCGAGCGGAGGCAUCGUCGACGUCGAGCAAUUCGAGGAACUCAUGCGCCUGAUGCGUGUUGGAGAGAAAAAGGACAAGCCCCAAGGCGCAAGUCCUCAAAAGGGGAAGAAGCCAAUCGAUGCAGGGCAAAGCAACAAACUAACGAGUUAUUUCGGGAAGAAGAAUUGA